Messenger RNA from Blepharisma stoltei, 459 nucleotides. NCBI's taxonomy places the organism in Eukaryota, Ciliophora, Heterotrichea, Heterotrichida, Blepharismidae. The record is from the annotation of a GenBank genome assembly.
AUGAUAGCUGGCUUGCUAAACCAAUUCUGCUGUUGUUCCACAGCAAGAAAGCCAAAGUCUUCACGUUCCCAGCUUCCCCGUUCUCCUUUGAGUUCUCCAAUAAAAGUAAUGCCUGACUCCCCUCCUUAUUCAAAUAAUGUUUAUCUAGACAAUAGUAGCCCAGAAAAUUCACCAUUACAUCAAAGAUCAUUAAGUUGAAUCGGCUAUUCAACGGUCACUAGGGGUAUUCUUUUUCUAGAAAGCAAAAAAAUAAAAAAUAUAAAUGAUUUUCUAUAUAAUAAUACAUAUAAUUAUGCAAAAUAGUAUAACUUUUACAUAGUGAAAUUUUUGUGCUCAAAUUGUUUAAAAAACGCUGAAGGUUACUGUAAAGAAUGCAACUAUGCGAAAUUCUGUAAAAAGUGCUACGAGGAAAAGCAUACAUUAAAACCAAUGUUUCAUACACUGAGAAAAUAUAAUUAG